AUGGCAGAGAGACGAAAGGCGCCUAAGGUGCCUAAAGUCGCUAAAGGACAGCUACGUGUGACCGGGUUCAAGCUUCUGAAAAGUUUGAAACAAUUGAUAUCCUUGUUAGCCAAAGAUGGCCUGGGUUCGAAGACUAUUCAUGAGAUAGAGCAUAAGCAUCUGGGCUCAGGACUUCGGGCUCGACCAGACUUGAGACCGGGCGAGGAAUAUAGUCAACCAGUCCUCCGAGUUUCGGCGGUACCUCGCACUCUUACAGGGCGUGCAAACAGUGUCCCCGGUCUGAGUCCGUCUAGUGCGGCGUGGCCGGGAGCUUUUAAACCAACGCGUGAUAUUCAAGAGCAAGUCGUGACGGUCAAGGGCGUGUCGACUCUUGAGAGAAGCCAGAAGUCAAGACCUGGUGGAACCAGAAGAGCAACUACUAGAGCUAGACAAGAAGACUUGAGCACCGGUAAAAAGACGAUUGGACGAAGACUCGGGCGAAAAGUUGCCGGGGUGUUAAAACGCCGUCGCUCUUCAAUCGAAUCAGAGUCAGAUUCGAUGUCUCAAUCCAUUUUCUUCGAUGAUCCGGAUGUUGUUUCUAGUGAAGAUGACGACCCGACCUAUGUUGAAGAUGAUGACAAGUUACCCGAUGCCGACGAUGAAACAAGCGUCAACACGGCGCUCAUUUUGCUCUUGAAGGAGAUUUCGCAUCUGAUUCCGAACAUUAAGUCGGACUGGACAUUUGACCAUCUCAGCUUUUCGCCGCAAUUCAAAAAAGGUUCAUACACCGCAAUUACAGACGGCGGGCUACGAUCAAAGACGAACCAGGCUAUUAUGUACAUUGUAGAAGCUAAAAGAAGGGUCAGAUCGGCAAGAUACGAAGACAUCGUGAUGCAGGAAGGCGCCGAGCUCGUUGGCUGGAUUCAGCAUGGAGACUCUCCUCGCCCUGAACUGAAGGGACAGUAA
Molecule: messenger RNA, 945 nt
Organism: Aspergillus luchuensis
Lineage: Eukaryota; Fungi; Ascomycota; Eurotiomycetes; Eurotiales; Aspergillaceae
Exons: 2
Coding region: 1-945 (314 amino acids)
Source: RefSeq, a predicted model, not a curated record